Messenger RNA from Cordyceps militaris CM01, 1095 nucleotides. RefSeq lists its product as uncharacterized. Lineage: Eukaryota; Fungi; Ascomycota; Sordariomycetes; Hypocreales; Cordycipitaceae. The coding region runs from base 1 to 1095 and encodes 364 amino acids. The record is from RefSeq and is a predicted model, not a curated record. The transcript is spliced from 3 exons. Gene Ontology annotation, cellular component: TRAPP complex; Golgi apparatus.
AUGAACCAACCAGUGAAGUCAGAAGCCAAAGGGCAUACCAGAAACAAAUCAUCUACAUCACGCAGUAUGUAUCGCGGUGCACGUUUACCUGUCGGUACGCUAACGCCUGCAGCAUCGAGACCGCGGGCAUCAACAAAAGGACCGCUAGACGUCGACGAUGACCCUCUUUCCACGCCCGGAACACCCUCUGCAUCACAUGGCUCGCCGAACCCCAGCCUACGCCGCCCCCCCGCGUCCCCACGCGCACGCCCGACGGCCUCAUCCCCCGUCUCACAAAUUGGCGAGCCGCAGCGCAAAGACUUUUCCUUCCUGAUGCGAGCUGAAAUUUACCACCCGCUGACGCCCCUCAACGUGCCCCUCGCGUUCCGCAGCGCGCCGGGGCAGCCCGACCCGCGGGGCCGGCCAGAGGACCUGCUCGCGCGGGGCCACUUUCGCGCCGCCGCCAUCGCCGCCGUGCAGGAGCUGACCGGCAGCGGCGGCAGUCGCCCCAGCGUCGACCCGCGUGACACGCGGCGCAUCUUUGACCUGCUGUACACGCGUCUCGCGUGCCUGACGCUCAUCGACGCCACGCCACUCGCUGCGCAGGAAGUCAAGGCGCUCGAGGACCUCGCAAGCGUGCGCACCUACGUCGAUGAUGCCACCGGUGAGCACCUGGUGCCGUGGGAGCUGCGCGUGCUCAACGUGCGGCUGCAGGCGCUCGGAUUUGGCGACCCACGCCGCGCUGUCAUGAGCUACCACGACUUGGGGCGUGAGGCCCGCGAGCGCAUCGCCACAGCCGCGGCGCGCCAUGCGCACUCCGAGACGGAACUAUGGAAGGCGCGCCUACAGGAGCUCGGCAUCAAGGUUGCCGGCGCGCUCGUCGACAUGGAUGACCUGCCUGGCGCGGCGCACCAGCUGCGGAGCCUGCGUGGCCACGGCGACGCGCGCCUGGAGCUGGCCCGGGCGCUGCUGUGGCUGCAGCUGGGCGACGCCGAAAGUGCAAAGGAAUGGAAUCAUCCUGGCACUGUGCGACAUGGCCGAGGCGGACUACGAGGCGGCGCUGGCGCGGUGGCAAGCGCUGCGGUCAGGGCUCGACGACGAGAUGGUGAGCGUUAA